This is a messenger RNA of Aureobasidium namibiae CBS 147.97, 1140 nucleotides long. RefSeq names its product monooxygenase. The record is from RefSeq and is a predicted model, not a curated record. NCBI's taxonomy places the organism in Eukaryota, Fungi, Ascomycota, Dothideomycetes, Dothideales, Saccotheciaceae. Gene Ontology annotation, molecular function: FAD binding. The coding region runs from base 1 to 1140 and encodes 379 amino acids. The transcript has 4 exons.
AUGGUUCAAGUCGUUAUAGUCGGUGCGGGGAUUGUCGGAUUGACCCUGGGACAGGCGCUGGAAUCGCAAAACAUUCCCUUCAUCAUUCUGGAACGAGACGCUUCCGCAGAUGAUCGUGGACAAGGAUGGGCAAUUACGCUGCACUGGGCUUUGCCGCUUCUUAGGAAGAUGCUGCCUCAGGAACUGAUGGACCGGAUCAAGAGAUGCCGGGUCAGCUCACAAGCUGCAGGAGAUGAUGCUGAGAGUUUCAAGCUGAUCAACCUGAAAGAUUGCAGCGAGAUCCAAAAUACUCCCGUAGAGGAAAGAUGGCGCGUAAAUCGAGGCAAAUUACGCCUGGCGCUUCCAGAGGGCGUGGAUGAUAAUAUCCAGUGGGAUCAGCAUGUUGUGAACAUUGAGUACCACGGAGAUCUUGUCAAAGUCCACUGCUCAGACGGAGGAGUCCAUAUCGCCGAUUUUGCUAUCGGCGCUGAUGGUAGCGGGUCUGCCAUCAGAAAAUUUUUGUGCCCUGAGAAGCAUGCAGUAACUCCAUUACCAUACCGGAUGCUUGGGGUCGGAACCAAACUCACCAAGGAACAGGUCGCCCCCCUUCGUUCCAUCGACCAACUUCUUUUUCAAGGGUGCGAACCAGGUACAGGCAACUUUCUAUACUGCUCGCUCCUUGAGCCGCCCACGAGAGAGACUUCUUCCUGCACUGUUCAAUUCAACAUAAGCUGGCCAAAGUCUCCAAAACAAGAGGAAGUGUUCUCUGACAAUGCUUCAAGAUUGCUAGCCUUGAAAGCCCGCGCUCAAGGAUUCGCCCCUUGCCUGAGAAACGCCAUUGAGGGCAUCCCUGAGGAAACGCCAGUCUCGGAGGUCCGGACGUGUGACCCUGAUUGGAGACGCCGCUCAUCCGAUGACCGGGGUGAAGCUGGAAACUUUGGGAUGUGGGACGUGUACAAGCUUUCGGAAAAACUCAAGCGUGUGAAUGGAGGCAAGGACGAAAUUCCAAACGCCAUACAGAAAUUUGAGGAGGAGAUGAUGGAACGAGCCGCGGUCACGAUUCUAGACAGCAGGCGAGCAUGUGAAGACGCUCACAACUGGCCAGUGGACCGAAGCAGCCCGCUGGUGACAGAGAGAAAGAUGCCACAGCAAUACUUAUGA